CGGUUUUUUUUCGGAUUACAGAGCUAACCAUUAGAGAUCUGUUCAAAGUCACCGUGAUCCUAAAGACUUGAGUCUGUGGUUCUUUUCCACGGAUUUCUUUACAGCCUGACAAGCAUAACUAAAACAGUUUGCAGUUUUCAAUAGGUAGUCGAGGAUUUUGAUCGGAUUUCAUCACUAACGAGCAAUAUAGAUCUUAUAUUGUGGCCAGUGUGAUGUAAUGUUUAUGGUUUGAAUGGAUAGAUAUGACUGUUUUUUUUCUUCGAAUUUCAUUAUCAACAAGUAAGGCAGAUACCAGUACAGUGUAACUUUAUUAAAAGAAUGCACGUUUCAGUGUUUUAAAAGGCAUUUAUUUUUCCCCUGAUUUUCCCACGGACAUUUAAGCUGUGUCCGAAUGCUCAUCUGUUUUUAGUUUUCACUUUUGAUUAAGUACUCGCUUUUUAAAAAAGCAUUUAAUCGCUGAUGAAUAUCGAUAUAUUCAAGUACAUGUAUCUACUAGUUUGUUUGUUGAUCAAACUUAAAAAAAAAAAAAGUAUUUCAACGCUGAAGAAUAUCGGUACUGAAGAAACAGAUGAGACUUAACCUGUUAACUGACGAUUCUUUCCGAUUUGGACGCUCUGCCAUCAAGGGCGGACUGGUAAUACGAGAUAAAUUGGAGGUGUCGCUUCUCUGAUCCCAGUUAGAGUUUGAACGGUCCUAAUGUCAGAUCUGAUGGAAUUAUUGUUUUACAAUAACUAGAAUGUUUCUUUAAAAAAGGAUUUAAUCUCAGACAAAUUAGUCAUUGUACAUCUAUUGUGACAUCUGAUAUUCUAUCAUCAGUGUUGAAUCUAAUAUGGUUCUCUUUUGGAUUUCAAGGCCGACAACUACUGAUACAAUAUUGUGACGAACUGAGUCUAAAAUAACUCAGGUUUCAGUUGGCUUUUGUUCGGAUUAAAUCGCAGACGAAUAUUUAACAUCUGUUGCAGCAACUGUGGUCCUUUGUGUUUGAAUUCAAAGUUUGCCCUCCGGAUUUCGCUAGAGACCAACAAGUCAGUACUAACACACACCAUGUGGGUAUAUUAUAAUAACAUCAUGAGUCCAGUGCGCAUGCGUCAAGGUCUAAGACAUGUCUGAUGGCCAGUUCUUCUCCCCCCUCGAAUCACGGUGGUCUGGAUGCAGCCAUGCGAGCAG
Messenger RNA from Aplysia californica (California sea hare), 1167 nucleotides. RefSeq names its product GATA zinc finger domain-containing protein 12. NCBI's taxonomy places the organism in Eukaryota, Metazoa, Mollusca, Gastropoda, Aplysiida, Aplysiidae. The record is from RefSeq and is a predicted model, not a curated record.